AUGACUCAAGUACUACCACACUCCCGCUCUCCAUCACCCAAAACAGCAAAACUCCAAGAACCGCCAGCGAAGAAGACCAAAGUUGAGGGCAUUCCCUUGGAGGAGGUUGACUACGCGAAUGGAUUGCAUUUGGCGCCAAUGGUUAGGAGUGGUGCAUUGCCAACACGACUCAUCAGCCUCGAAUACGGCGCGAAGCUGGUGUGGACGCCUGAAGUGAUAGACCGAGCGAUAAUUGAUUCGCAGCGGGUGUACAAUACGUCGACAGGCGUCAUCGACUAUAUAAAACCCACAGAGAACAAGCCCAUCUGGUCCACCCACCCACUCGAGCGCCCCCACGUUAUUUACCAAAUCGGCUCAUCGUCUCCGCAGCUAGCUGUGCAGGCGGCACAGACAGUCGCGGGGGAUGUCGCAGGCAUAGAUCUCAAUUGUGGCUGUCCGAAGCAUUUCUCGGUACAUGCCGGUAUGGGCGCAGCUCUGCUCACCAACACGGAUAACCUGGUGGCUAUACUGAAUGCACUGUGUGAGGCACUCCCACAUAAAUCCAUUAGUUGCAAGAUACGCUUGCUAGGCACACAGCAGGAUACUAUAGAGCUCGUCGAGCGCAUCUGCUCCACACCCAUCAAAGCUAUCACGAUCCACUGCCGCACCAAGUCUAUGCGCCCGAGCGAGCCUGCCCAGCACGACAGACUGGCGGAGGUGCGCGAAGCUAUCGAGAAAAUGAGACCCGAUGUGGCUGUCAUAUGCAAUGGCGAUGGAAACACUCACAAGGACGCACAAGAAAUUAUGUCUCGCACUGGGGUUAAUGCCGUGAUGAUCGCCAGGGGAGCCGAAGGUAAUCCUUCGUGUUUCAAUAGAGGUGGCCCUGUAAAACUCGGCGCUUAUUGGUUGCAGCUUGCACACGCCCUCGAUCAUCUCUUCCCCGCUUCCAAGUUCUGCACUGGCCAACUCACGCCUUUCGCAAAGUACGGCGAUAUCAAGAAAAAAGAUCGCUCUAAUCUCAACCAGGCCCUUUCGCAGGCCAAGACACACGAGCAGAUGGCCGAAGCGUACAAAAUUACGCUCACACAGGAUAAAGGCUUAGAUCAGCCAAUGUUUGAUAGUUUGAGAUUGGCGAUACAGGCACGACAGCACUGA
Molecule: messenger RNA, 1134 nt
Organism: Wallemia ichthyophaga EXF-994
Lineage: Eukaryota; Fungi; Basidiomycota; Wallemiomycetes; Wallemiales; Wallemiaceae
Product: tRNA-dihydrouridine(20) synthase
Exons: 4
Coding region: 1-1134 (377 amino acids)
Biological process (GO): tRNA dihydrouridine synthesis
Cellular component (GO): cytoplasm
Molecular function (GO): tRNA dihydrouridine synthase activity; flavin adenine dinucleotide binding
Source: RefSeq, a predicted model, not a curated record